Messenger RNA from Dromiciops gliroides (monito del monte), 13104 nucleotides. RefSeq names its product CUB and Sushi multiple domains 3 (gene CSMD3). The transcript is spliced from 71 exons. The record is from RefSeq and is a predicted model, not a curated record. Gene Ontology annotation, biological process: regulation of dendrite development. NCBI's taxonomy places the organism in Eukaryota, Metazoa, Chordata, Mammalia, Microbiotheria, Microbiotheriidae.
AGUAGCUGAGACUCUGUGCCCCCGUUGGAGAGAUGGUUGAGUCCUCGUCAAGGUUGCUGUGGUAUCCCAGAAACACCAUUCACUCUGAGCUGUGACCGCGCACCAACAACAGCAACAACUCCACUGCGCCUGGCCAAGGAAUAGGAAUUAGGAGCUCACGAAUAAUAUGAAAGGGAUCUGCAAAGGGGAAAUCCGUGCAAAGGAAUCAAAAUCGGGGGACUUUGGGAAAAGAGGAUGUAUUAAAUGCGGCCGACUUGACUUCAUUCUGGUGAAGAAAAUGGGGAUUAAAAGUGGAUUUACGUUUUGGAACCUCGUCUUUUUGUUGAUGAUUUCAUGUGUGAAAGGGUUUAUUUAUACAUGUGGUGGAACAUUAAAAGGACUCAAUGGCACUAUAGAGAGCCCUGGCUUCCCAUAUGGCUAUCCAAAUGGUGCAAACUGUACAUGGGUAAUAAUAGCAGAAGAACGGAACAGAAUACAAAUCGUCUUCCAGUCAUUUGCUCUAGAAGAGGAAUAUGACUACUUAUCGUUAUAUGAUGGACAUCCUCAUCCUACAAACUUUAGGACAAGGCUAACGGGAUUCCAUCUGCCACCACCUGUGACGAGUACCAAGUCUGUUUUCUCACUACGUUUGACCAGUGAUUUUGCAGUGAGUGCCCAUGGCUUUAAAGUAUAUUAUGAAGAAUUACAAAGUAGUUCCUGUGGAAAUCCAGGCGUUCCACCCAAAGGUGUUUUAUAUGGCACUAGGUUUGAUGUUGGUGAUAAAAUUCGCUACAGCUGUGUGACUGGCUAUAUCCUGGAUGGUCAUCCUCAACUAACCUGCAUAGCCAAUUCUGUCAAUACAGCAUCAUGGGAUUUUCCAGUUCCCAUCUGCAGAGCUGAAGAUGCCUGUGGAGGCACAAUGAGAGGAUCCAGUGGCAUAAUUUCCAGUCCUAGCUUUCCUAAUGAAUAUCAUAACAAUGCUGAUUGCACAUGGACAAUUGUAGCUGAGCCCGGGGACACCAUUUCACUCAUAUUUACAGAUUUCCAAAUGGAAGAGAAAUAUGAUUACUUGGAAAUAGAAGGUUCUGAACCACCAACAAUAUGGUUAUCUGGAAUGAAUAUACCACCACCGAUUAUCAGCAACAAAAACUGGCUGCGGCUGCACUUUGUCACAGACAGCAACCACCGCUACCGUGGAUUUAGCGCCCCAUAUCAAGGUUCUUCUACAUUGACCCACACUUCCUCCACUGGUGAGUUAGAGGAGCAUAUUGCGACUGCCACUGAUGCUAUUGCUGUUGCUAGCACAUCUGCAGAUGUUACUGCAUCCAAUGUGACAGCUGUCACCACCCCUAGACUUUCUGAGGAACAGCGAGUGCAAGUGACAAGCCUCAGAAAUUCAGGUCUGGACCCCAACACAUCCAAGGACGGGCUCUUUCUUCAUCAAGCAGAUACACAAAGUACAAGGAGAAGACCAAGAAAUGCUGAGCAGAUAGAAAGAACUAAAGAACAUGCAGUUGUUACUCAUAGAGUGAAAAAGGCCAUAGAUUUUAAAUCUAGAGGAUUUAAAUUGUUUCCAGGGAAAGACAACAGCAACAAGUUUUCUAUCUUAAAUGAGGGAGGUAUUAAAACAGCAUCGAAUUUAUGCCCAGAUCCAGGAGAGCCAGAAAAUGGAAAGAGAGUAGGCUCAGAUUUCAGCCUUGGAGCCACUGUGCAGUUCUCUUGUGAUGAAGACUAUGUUCUACAGGGUUCAAAAAGUAUCACAUGUCAAAGGAUAGCAGAAGUCUUUGCUGCUUGGAGUGAUCACAGACCCGUAUGUAAAGUGAAGACGUGUGGUUCUAAUCUUCAAGGACCGAGUGGUACCUUCACAUCUCCAAAUUUUCCAUUCCAAUAUGAUAGCAAUGCACAGUGUGUUUGGGUCAUCACAGCAGUGAAUACAAAUAAGGUUAUUCAGAUAAACUUUGAAGAAUGUGGAUCUAGAGUCUGGCUAUGACCACCAUUGACAAUUGGCGAUGGAGGAGAAGUUGGAGAUCCCAGAACUGUGCUGCAAGUGCUAACAGGAAGCUUUGUACCAGAUUUAAUAGUGAGCAUGAGUAGUCAGAUGUGGCUUCACCUUCAGACAGAUGAAAGCGUUGGAUCCGUUGGAUUCAAGGUGAACUACAAAGAAAUUGAAAAAGAGAGCUGUGGAGAUCCUGGAACACCACUUUAUGGAAUUCGAGAAGGAGAUGGAUUUUCGAACAGAGAUGUUUUAAGAUUUGAAUGUCAAUUUGGAUUUGAGCUUAUUGGAGAGAAAUCAAUUAUUUGUCAAGAAAAUAACCAGUGGUCUGCAAACAUACCAAUCUGUAUCUUUCCUUGCCUUUCUAACUUUACUGCGCCUAUGGGGACAGUUCUUUCUCCUGAUUACCCAGAAGGAUAUGGAAAUAAUUUAAAUUGUAUCUGGACAAUCAUCUCAGACCCUGGGAGUCGGAUACACCUUUCAUUUAAUGACUUUGACUUGGAAUCCCAGUUUGACUUCCUUGCUGUUAAAGAUGGUGAUUCUCCAGACUCUCCAAUCCUUGGAACAUUCACUGGUGCUGAGGUUCCUUCUCAUCUCACUAGCAAUAGUCAUAUUCUGCGCCUGGAAUUUCAAGCAGACCACUCAAUGUCGGGCCGUGGCUUUAACAUAACAUAUAAUACAUUUGGACACAAUGAAUGUCCUGAUCCUGGAAUACCAAUAAAUGCACGCCGGUUUGGAGACAACUUUCAAUUAGGAAGUUCAAUAUCAGUUAUUUGUGAAGAGGGAUUUAUUAAAACACAAGGAACAGAAACAAUCACUUGCAUACUUAUGGAUGGCAAAGUAAUGUGGAGUGGGCCAAUUCCCAGAUGUGGAGCUCCAUGUGGUGGACAUUUUUCCUCUCCCAGUGGAGUGAUCCUUUCUCCAGGAUGGCCAGGGUAUUACAAAGACUCCUUGAAUUGUGAGUGGGUGAUUGAAGCUGAACCCGGACACUCUAUCAAAAUUACAUUUGAAAGAUUUCAGACUGAACUAAACUAUGAUGUUUUGGAAGUUCAUGAUGGGCCAAAUCUUCUAUCACCUCUACUUGGAUCUUACAAUGGUACUCAAGUCCCCCAGUUUCUGUUUAGUAGCAGCAAUUUCAUCUACCUUCUAUUUACAACAGACAACAGUCGUUCUAAUAAUGGAUUCAAGAUUCAUUAUGAAAGUGUUACAGUUAACACAUAUUCCUGUUUGGAUCCUGGCAUACCAGUACAUGGACGGCGUUAUGGUCAUGAUUUCUCCAUAGGUUCCACUGUGUCAUUUAGUUGUGAUCCAGGAUAUAGAUUAAGCCAUGAAGAACCUCUUCUAUGUGAAAAAAACCAUUGGUGGAGUCAUCCACUCCCAACUUGUGAUGCAUUAUGCGGAGGUGAUGUUCGAGGGCCUAGUGGAACAAUCUUAUCCCCUGGUUACCCUGAAUUCUAUCCAAAUUCCUUGAAUUGUACAUGGACUGUAGAUGUCACCCAUGGAAAAGGAGUACAAUUCACCUUUCAUACCUUUCAUUUGGAAGAUCAUCAUGACUACUUACUAAUCACUGAAAAUGGCAGUUUUACUCAGCCCUUGGCACGCCUCACUGGCUCAGAACUUCCUUCAACAAUCAACGCUGGUCUCUAUGGAAAUUUCAGGGCUCAAUUGCGAUUUAUUUCGGAUUUUUCAAUAUCAUAUGAAGGAUUUAACAUUACAUUCUCUGAAUACAAUCUUGAACCUUGUGAGGAUCCUGGAAUUCCCCAAUAUGGCAAUCGAAUAGGACUGAACUUUGGGGUUGGAGAUACACUGACCUUCUCAUGCUCAUCAGGAUAUCGUCUAGAAGGGACUUCAGAGAUCAUCUGUCUUGGUGGUGGCCGGCGUGUGUGGAGUGCACCUCUGCCAAGGUGUGUGGCGGAAUGUGGUGCAUCUGCAACAAAUAAUGAAGGAAUUUUGCUGUCUCCCAAUUACCCUCUCAACUAUGAAAACAACCAUGAGUGCAUUUAUAGCAUUCAGGUACAAGCAGGGAAGGGAAUCAAUAUUUCAGCCAGAACAUUUCACUUAGCACAAGGAGAUGUUCUUAAGAUAUAUGAUGGAAAAGAUAAAACAACCCACCUCCUGGGUGCUUUUACUGGUGCAUCGAUGAGAGGACUGACACUCAGUAGUACCUCAAAUCAGCUAUGGUUAGAAUUUAAUUCUGAUUCAGAAGGUACUGAUGAAGGCUUUCAACUUGUUUAUACCAGUUUUGAACUUUCACAUUGUGAAGAUCCUGGCGUGCCACAAUUUGGAUACAAGAUCAGUGAUCAAGGCCACUUUGCUGGUAGCACCAUCAUUUAUGGAUGUAAUCCAGGUUAUACCCUCCAUGGAAGUAGCCUUUUAAAGUGCAUGACAGGGGAAAGAAGAGCAUGGGAUUACCCUCUGCCAUCAUGUAUUGCUGAAUGUGGAGGCCGUUUUAAAGGAGAAUCUUCAGGAAGAAUCCUAUCUCCUGGUUACCCCUUUCCUUAUGACAAUAAUCUGAGAUGCAUGUGGAUGAUUGAGGUCGAUCCAGGAAACAUUGUUAGCUUACAGUUUCUUGCCUUUGAUACUGAGGCAUCACAUGAUAUCCUACGAGUUUGGGAUGGUCCACCUGAAAAUGAGAUGCUACUAAAGGAAAUUAGUGGAUCCCUCAUUCCAGAAGGUAUCCAUAGCACACUAAACAUAGUAACAGUCCAGUUUGACACAGACUUUUACAUCAGCAAAUCUGGAUUUGCCAUUCAAUUUUCAAGUUCUGUAGCGACUGCUUGUCGUGAUCCAGGUGUUCCCAUGAAUGGAACUCGAAAUGGGGACGGGAGAGAACCUGGGGACACAGUUGUUUUUCAGUGUGAUCCAGGUUAUGAGCUACAAGGAGAAGAAAGAAUAACCUGCAUUCAGGUGGAAAACCGUUACUUCUGGCAGCCCAGCCCACCCGUCUGUAUAGCACCCUGUGGAGGCAAUUUAACAGGUUCUUCAGGCUUUAUUCUUUCUCCAAACUUUCCUCAUCCAUACCCUCAUAGUAGAGACUGUGACUGGACUAUCACAGUCAAUUCGGAUUAUGUUAUAUCUUUAGCAUUUAUCAGUUUCAGCAUAGAACCAAACUAUGACUUCUUGUAUAUAUAUGAUGGGCCAGAUAGUAAUAGUCCACUUAUUGGAAGCUUUCAAGACAGCAAAUUACCAGAAAGGAUAGAAAGUGGCUCUAACACUAUGCAUCUGGCUUUUCGAAGUGAUGGAUCUGUCAGUUACACUGGCUUUCAUCUAGAAUACAAAGCAAAACUACGUGAAUCCUGCUUUGACCCAGGAAAUAUAAUGAAUGGGACCAGACUGGGAAUGGAUUAUAAACUAGGUUCAACAGUCACAUAUUACUGUGAUGCUGGUUAUGUUCUUCAAGGAUAUUCAACACUUACCUGCAUCAUGGGAGAUGAUGGAAGACCUGGAUGGAACCGGGCAUUACCAAGCUGUCAUGCUCCCUGUGGAAGUCGUUCAACAGGUUCUGAAGGCACUGUGUUAUCACCAAAUUAUCCUAAAAACUACAGUGUGGGACAUAAUUGCGUUUAUUCUAUAGCCGUUCCCAAGGAGUUUGUGGUGUUUGGCCAGUUUGUAUUUUUCCAGACAUCACUCCACGAUGUGGUUGAGGUAUAUGAUGGGCCAACUCAACAAUCUGCUCUGUUAUCUUCCCUCUCAGGAUCCCAUUCAGGAGAAUCACUUCCACUGAGUUCAGGUAAUCAGAUCACAAUUCGAUUUACUUCAGUUGGACCAAUAACAGCUAAGGGAUUUCACUUUGUUUAUCAAGCUGUCCCGAGAACAAGUGCAACACAAUGCAGUUCUGUUCCUGAACCAAGAUUUGGAAGAAGGAUUGGCAAUGAAUUUGCAGUUGGUUCAUUGGUUCUUUUUGAAUGUAAUCCAGGAUACAUUCUCUAUGGAUCCAUAGCAAUUAGAUGUGACACAGUACCCAAUUCUUUGGCACAAUGGAAUGAUUCCUUACCUACAUGUGUUGUGCCCUGUGGUGGAAUUUUAACUAAGCGCAAAGGGACCAUUUUAUCUCCUGGUUACCCAGAGCCUUAUGACAACAAUCUGAAUUGUGUGUGGAAGAUCACAGUACCAGAGGGAGCUGGAAUUCAAGUGCAAGUUGUUAGUUUUGCUACAGAACAUAACUGGGAUUCUUUGGAUUUUUAUGAUGGUGCUGACAACAAUGCUCCAAGACUUGGAAGUUAUUCAGGAACUACGAUCCCACACCUUCUGAACAGUACAUCUAACAAUUUGUACCUAAACUUUCAGUCAGAUAUCAGCGUAUCAGCUGCUGGAUUUCAUCUUGAAUACACAGCAAUUGGCUUGGAUUCUUGUCCUGAACCACAGACUCCAAGCAGUGGAAUCAAAAUUGGAGACAGAUAUAUGGUUGGUGAUGUGGUGUCCUUUCAGUGUGAUCAAGGAUAUUCCCUUCAGGGACAUUCUCAUAUUACCUGUAUGCCUGGACCUGUAAGAAGGUGGAAUUAUCCUAUUCCAAUUUGUUUAGCUCAGUGUGGUGGUGCUAUGUCAGAUUUCAGUGGAGUGAUCCUAAGCCCUGGAUUUCCUGGAAACUAUCCUAGCAGCUUAGAUUGCACAUGGACAAUAAAAUUGCCUAUAGGCUUUGGAGUACAUUUGCAGUUUGUGAAUUUCUCUACUGAAACAAUCCAUGAUUAUUUGGAAGUAAGGAGUGGAUCUUCAGAAACUAGCACUGUUAUUGGACGACUCAGUGGUCCUCAAAUACCAUCUUCUUUAUUUAGCACUACCCAUGAAACCAGCUUAUAUUUUCACAGUGAUUAUUCUCAAAAUAAGCAAGGAUUUCAUAUAAUAUAUCAAGCUUAUCAGUUACAAAGCUGCCCUGAUCCACGCCCAUUUCGCAAUGGUUUUGUGAUUGGAAAUGAUUUCACUGUAGGCCAAACUAUUUCUUUUGAGUGUUUCCCAGGAUACACUCUUAUUGGAAACUCAGCACUCACUUGCCUCCAUGGAGUCAGUCGUAACUGGAAUUAUCCUCUUCCAAGGUGUGAAGCCCUCUGUGGUGGUAAUAUAACUGCAAUGAAUGGCACCAUUUACUCUCCUGGAUAUCCUGAUGAAUAUCCAAACUUUCAGGACUGCUUUUGGCUUGUAAGAGUACCACCAGGAAAUGGAAUCUACAUCAACUUUACAGUUCUCCAAACAGAACCAAUAUAUGAUUUCAUUACUGUCUGGGAUGGACCAGAUCAAAACUCACCUCAGAUUGGUCAAUUCAGUGGCAAUACUGCUUUGGAGUCAGUGUAUAGCACUUCAAAUCAGAUUUUAAUCAAAUUCCACAGUGAUUUCACAACAAGUGGCUUCUUUGUUCUUAGUUAUCAUGCCUACCAGCUUCGAGUAUGUCAGCCUCCACCACCUAUCCCAAAUGCUGAAAUUUUGACAGAAGAUGAUGAAUUUGAGAUAGGUGACAUCAUAAGGUACCAGUGUCUACCAGGAUUUACUUUGGUUGGCAAUGAAAUUCUAACAUGCAGAUUGGGGGAACGACUUCAAAUGGAUGGGGCACCUCCUGUUUGUCAAGUGCUCUGUCCUGCCAAUGAGUUACGAUUAGAUUCAACGGGUGUCAUAUUGAGUCCUGGCUACCCUGACAGCUACCCAAAUCUCCAGAUGUGUGCAUGGAGUAUUUCAGUGGAAAAAGGCUAUAAUAUCAGCAUGUUUGUAGAAUUCUUCCAGACAGAAAAGGAAUUUGAUGUUCUUCAGGUGUAUGAUGGACCAAAUAUUCAAAGCCCAGUGCUUAUUUCACUCAGUGGGGAUUACUCCUCUGCUCUUAAUAUAUCCAGCAAUGGUCAUGAAGUUUUCCUUCAGUGGUCAGCAGAUCAUGGCAACAAUAAAAAAGGAUUCAGGAUAAGAUAUAUAGCUCUCUACUGUAGUACUCCAGAAUCUCCCCCCCAUGGAUACAUCAUCAGUCAGACAGGGGGUCAGCUUAAUAGUGUAGUUCGAUGGGCCUGUGACCGAGGAUUCAGGCUUGUUGGGAAAAGCAGUGCUGUGUGCAGAAAAUCUCCAUAUGGAUACCAUGCAUGGGAUGCACCUGUUCCAGCCUGUCAAGCAAUUUCUUGUGGGAUUCCUAAAGCACCAACAAAUGGUGGAAUACUUACAACAGAUUACUUGGUGGGAACCCGUGUUACCUAUUUUUGCAAUGAUGGCUAUAGACUCUCAUCUAAAGAACUCACCACUGCAGUAUGUCAGUCUGAUGGAACAUGGAGCAAUCAUAAUAAAACACCUCGCUGUGUGGUUGUUACUUGCCCAAGCAUUAAUUCCUUCUCACUGGAACAUGGAAGGUGGCGGAUUGUGAAUGGCUCCCAUUAUGAGUAUAAAACUAAAGUCGUUUUUAGCUGUGACCCUGGUUAUCAUGGUUUAGGCCCAGCAUCUAUUGAAUGCCUUGCUAAUGGGACUUGGAGCUGGAGAAAUGAAAGACCAUACUGUCAAAUUAUUUCUUGUGGAGAACUUCCUACACCUCCAAAUGGAAAUAAGAUUGGGACUCAAAUUUCAUAUGGAUCAACAGCUAUCUUUACGUGUGAUUCAGGGUAUAUGCUUGUUGGCUCUACUGUAAGAGAAUGCCUUUCUUCUGGACUUUGGAGUGGAACUGAAACCAGAUGUUUAGCGGGUCAUUGUGGAAUUCCAGAGCUCAUUGUGAAUGGACAAGUCAUUGGAGAAAAUUAUGGGUACAGAGACACAGUUGUUUAUCAAUGUAAUCCUGGUUUUCGAUUGAUUGGUUCUUCUGUAAGGAUAUGCCAACAGGAUCACAAUUGGUCUGGUCAGCUGCCAUCCUGUGUGCCUGUUAGCUGUGGUCACCCUGGUAGUCCAAUUUAUGGAAGAACAAGUGGAAAUGGAUUCAACUUCAAUGAUGUUGUAACAUUCUCAUGCAAUAUUGGGUAUAUCAUGCAAGGUCCAACAAAGGCUCAAUGCCAGGCCAACAGACAGUGGAGCCAUCCACCACCAGUAUGUAAAGUUGUCAACUGUUCUGAUCCGGGAAUUCCAGCUAAUUCUAAAAGAGAAAGCAAAAUAGAACAUGGGAACUUCACUUAUGGAACUGUGGUAUUCUAUGACUGCAAUCCUGGAUAUUUUUUAUUUGGAUCUUCAGUUUUGAUAUGUCAACCAAAUGGCCAUUGGGAUAAACCCCUCCCAGAGUGUAUCAUGAUUGACUGUGGACACCCAGGAGUUCCUCCCAAUGCAAUCCUGUCUGGAGAGAAGUAUACAUUUGGUUCUACUGUUCAUUAUUCAUGUAUAGGAAAACGAACCCUUCUUGGCCAGUCAGCACGUACCUGCCAACUGAAUGGACACUGGAGUGGAUCACAGCCUCAUUGUUCAGGUGAUGUGGCUGGUUCCUGUGGGGAUCCAGGCAUUCCAGGUCAUGGUUCCAGACAGGAGAGUGACUUCAGGACCAAGAGCGUUGUCCGCUUCUCUUGUGAGACUGGUUAUAUACUUCAUGGGUCAGAAGAAAGGACUUGUUUAGCCAAUGGAAGUUGGACAGGAAGACAACCUGAAUGUAAAGCUGUGCAGUGUGGUAACCCAGGGACUACUGCCAAUGGGAAAGUGUUCCGUAUAGAUGGUACAACAUUCUCCAGUUCAGUCAUUUAUUCCUGCAUGGAGGGAUAUAUACUUUCUGGAUCAUCAGUUCGGCAGUGCACAGCCAAUGGAACAUGGUCUGGAUCCUUGCCCAACUGUACAAUUAUCAGUUGUGGGGAUCCAGGUAUACCUGCCAAUGGAAUGAGAUAUGGAGAUGAUUAUGUGGUUGGACAAAAUGUUACUUACAUGUGCCAGCCAGGUUAUACAAUGGAAUUGAAUGGCUCCAGAAUUAGAACUUGUACUACUAAUGGCACAUGGAGUGGGACAAUGCCAACUUGUAAAGCUGUUACCUGCACAACUCCUCCCCAGAUCUCUAAUGGAAGACUGGAAGGAACAAAUUUUGACUGGGGAUUUAGUAUUAGCUACAUCUGUUCUCCAGGCUAUGAACUAUCCUUUCCUGCUGUUUUGACCUGUGUAGGGAAUGGAACCUGGAGUGGGGAAGUACCACAGUGCUUACCAAAAUUUUGUGGUGACCCUGGAGUUCCCGCACAAGGGAAAAGAGAAGGCAAAAGCUUCAUCUACCAGUCUGAAGUGUCCUUUAGCUGUAAUGCCCCUUUUAUUUUAGUGGGAUCAAGCACUAGAAUAUGCCAAGCUGAUGGAACUUGGAGUGGUUCGUCACCACAUUGCAUAGAGCCCACCCGCACAUCAUGUGAAAACCCGGGAGUACCACGUCAUGGAUCACAGAACAAUACAUUUGGAUUUCAAGUAGGAAAUAUUGUACAGUUUCAUUGCAAAAAAGGACACCUCCUACAAGGUUCAACAACCCGAACUUGCCUUCCGGACCUCACAUGGAGUGGAAUUCAGCCUGAAUGUAUACCACAUAGCUGUAAACAGCCAGAAACUCCUGCUCAUGCAAAUGUUGUAGGAAUGGAUCUUCCAUCGCAUGGCUAUACACUGAUAUAUACAUGUCAGCCUGGUUUCUUCUUAGCAGGAGGAACAGAACAUAGGGUCUGUAGAUCUGAUAGCACAUGGACAGGAAAAGUUCCAGUAUGUGAAGCUGGUUCUAAAAUAUUGGUGAAAGAUCCUAGACCAGCUUUGGGAACACCCAGUCCAAAGUUAAGUGUUCCUGAUGAUGUCUUUGCCCAGAAUUACAUAUGGAAAGGCUCUUAUAAUUUCAAAGGGAGGAAACAACCUAUGACUUUGACAGUGACCAGUUUUAAUUCAUCCACAGGAAGAGUAAAUGCAACACUAAGCAACAGCAAUAUGGAAUUGCUACUUUCAGGGGUUUAUAAAAGUCAGGAAGCUCGCUUAAUGCUACAUAUCUAUCUUAUUAAAACACCAGCUCAUGCUUCAGUGAGCAAAAUGAAGGAAGAAAAUUGGGCCAUGGAUGGUUUUGUUUCUGCCGAACCUGAUGGAGCAACUUAUGUAUUUCAAGGAUUUAUUCAGGGUAAAGAUUAUGGGCAGUUUGGACUUCAACGAUUAGGACUGAACAUGUCAGAAGGUCCCAACACUACCAACCAACCACAUGGUACCAAUAGUAGUUCUGUGGCCAUUGCUAUCCUCGUGCCUUUCUUUGCCCUUAUUUUUGCUGGUUUUGGAUUUUACCUUUAUAAACAGAGGACUGCACCUAAAACACAGUACACAGGAUGCUCAGUACAUGAAAAUAACAAUGGCCAAGCAGCUUUUGAAAACCCUAUGUAUGAUACCAAUGCAAAAUCAGUCGAAGGGAAAGCAGUACGAUUUGAUCCCAACUUGAACACAGUCUGCACAAUGGUAUAAUUUGGUAAUACUUUGGCGUCUUCAGAAGUUUGCAAAUGGAAACACAACACAGUGCACAUUUAGGCCACUGCUAAACAAAUUAAAGCACACUUUUCAGGAUUUACUGGGUCACCUUUUCCUGAGGAAUGAUAGAGAAGAGUGUUUUUUUCAUAAACUGGAACAUGACUCUUCUUCAUGUUUACCAUGGAGAGUUUUACAGAGAAUCGGCUGCACUCUGUGAGUGCUUACUCACAGUUUAUUUGCUUUUUUAAAAAAGGAGAUUAUUCUAAAACAUAAACUUAUUUGCAUAUAUUGGAGGAGCAUCCACUAUCAGUAUUUCUGUGCUUUAUAAACUAUAUUAGAGGGACUGGGUUAAAAAAAAAGAUAUAGGGUAGAAAAUAAGAGCUAUACUUACAAGAGACAAUAGGUCACUGACUUCUCUUUAACAGUCAUGAGCUACAUCAUUCCCAUGAGUAUGUAUUUUGUACCACUUUAUCGGCUAUUCAUCUUUGUUAACCAAAACAUCAUUUUCCAUAUUUGUUUGUUUGUAAGAUCAUGACAUGACCUUGAAAUUGCUUAAUUUAUGCCACAGAUGAAAAAUAAGGUUUUAUGCUCUUAUUUAAUUUCCCAGUGUUUUCAGUUCCUCGAUAUUAUAUCAGCAUUCCUGUCUUAGGUUGGCAGUAAUAAUAUCUACAAAGGGCAAUGAGAUCAUGCUACUCCCAUUGAUAGCCCCACUGUUCAAUGAUUAGUUUAGUCAGUGAGUAAGGGGAUAGUAUGGAAUUCCUCACUCCAUUAUGCUUUCAGAACUCGGCAAAACUUCCUAAAAGAAUAAAAAAAUGCAAUUAUAUAAUAAUCCCAAAGUGACUGUCCUAUUAAAGUUCCCAUUUUUUGAAAGACCAAGUAGUACAUGUUAAACUGUUGUAUUGAUACAAUAAUAUUUCCAUAUUGAAAUCUCUACAUGAAUCAUUUUGUUUUAUUACCACAUCAACAUUAUUUCACUACUUCUAUGUUUAAUCAGGACAUGUAGUAUUCUCUCUGAAAUGCACUGACUUUGAAUACAUAUUUUGGUUUCAACUCCCAACACUGAUAAUUAGAAUAUUUAUUUAUAAAGGUCCAGCAAUAGAAAUCCAGUUUUAAAAAAAGCCACAGUUUCAUCAGCUAUUGCCAUAUUGACAAAUCCUCACAACUCCUUGUCCAAAUGGGAAGGUUUGGGACAUGGUAGAGUGGUUUCCAUUUCAUAGUAGGAAAUCUAGUCUUCAGCUUGAUGGUUAGUCAUUUCAAAUGGACCAUACUGUAACCCCAGUUUCUUUAUUUAGUGGGCCAUUUGUCUUCUUUUCAUAGCAUGUUAUAUUCCAUUAAAUGCAAAUCUGUACCCAGUGUGAACUAUGUUUCUGUCCCUUUCCAAUAUGAAUAACUCUGUGAAAAUCUAAACUUUUCAUACCAUGAUACAGAGUGCCUACCAAAAAUCAUUGCACCCAGGAUUGCUGCUUGGAUUUCUACAACAUUUAAUGAAUUUCCUUCAAACCACUUUGAAACCCAUUGUUUUGAAAAUUCAUAUGAAUCUCUCAAAACUGUAUUCUACUGAUAGGAUGCUGUUUUAUAUUUUAUGCCAUCAGUUAUUUAUUCUUGUUUAUUCAAAUGACUGCAAUAACAAUGAUUCAUUCAUUAAUGUUAAGGUUAAUACAUUUAAGACCUUGUUUAAACAAUGUUUCUUCUGCAACUGGCUACUCCUCUUAUAUUAAUGCAUACACUUUUGUAAAGAAGUAUAUUUUUAUGAAAAAAAAGAAUUUGUAAAAGUAUGAUGUAAAUUUUCAGUGCAAUGUAAACAAAAU